Molecule: messenger RNA, 744 nt
Organism: Belonocnema kinseyi
Lineage: Eukaryota; Metazoa; Arthropoda; Insecta; Hymenoptera; Cynipidae
Product: extensin-like
Exons: 3
Coding region: 1-744 (247 amino acids)
Source: RefSeq, a predicted model, not a curated record
AUGAGGUCCCCAGGACUUCAAUGGAUCCUGAUCCUCUUGACGGCGAAUCUAGUAGCAGGGCAAGGUUCCUGCCAAUGCCACUGCCCAUACUCUGGAACAAGUAUACUGACUGGUGGUAGCAUUUACGAAGGUAGCUCAAGUUAUUCACCACCACCAACUUCAGGUUGUUCAUCACCACCGUGGUUAAAUUACUUACCUCCAUCAUGGUGGAAUUACGUACCACCGACAACUACCGGUUAUUUACCUCCAUCAUGGCCAGGUUACCUACCACCAACUACCGGUUAUUCACCUCCAUCAUGGCCAGGUUACCUACCACCAACUACCGGUUAUUCACCUCCAUCAAUGCCAGGUUACCUACCACCAACUACCGGUUAUUCACCUCCAUCAUGGCCAGGUUACCUACCACCAACUACCGGUUAUUCACCUCCAUCAUGGCCAGGUUACCUACCACCAACACCCGGUUAUUCACCUCCAUCAUGGCCAGGUUACCUACCACCAACUACCGGUUAUUCACCUCCAUCAUGGCCAGGUUAUGUACCACCAACAACUACCGGUUACUUACCUCCACCAUGGUCAAGUAAUUUACUUCCACCACCCGAAACUAACUUACCUCCACCAGCUGAAAGUUACUUACCUCCACCAGGAUCAACUUAUUUACCACCGCCAACUUCAGAUUUGUCGAGGCAACGCUAUUCCGGAGCCUUGGCAGCGCUUGGUGCAUUCAAUCUCAGCGUAUACAGUUAG